CCAGGGUGACGCCAGUCACCCCGCCCCGUUCAACUCAGUCCACCGCGUUCAUUUCAUUCCUGCUCCCAUUCCGCGCAUAUUUCGCAUCCUUGGAGAGAGCGGGGCAUUUUACGCACUAAGCGCGCCCUGUCCUCAAUCAAACCAAAGCCGAGUGGACACUCUCCAGUUGCCGGAAGACUUCCACAUGUCGCGAGGGCUCAUGCGGGCGCCAAAGUGUGGGAAUUAAGCGAGAAAGAAGCGAAUGAAUCGAGGGUUCCUGACAACUGCCUUGGGAUUUCUGUCCAACUUUUCACUUUUCUACGUUUUACCAACCAUUUGUUUGUAAUAUUUAGCAUUUUUGGACUACCAGAAAACAAAGUUUUAGUUGUGUGCUGCCUUGUGUGCUGACCACACAACGUCAACUUUUAGCUGCAAGUAUGGAGCGCAGCAGCUGGAGCGGUAGUGAGAGUCCUGGGGAGGACAUGGACAGAUUGAGUGACUCUGGAGGAGACAAGACCAUGGAAGGGGACCCAGAAGGGGUGUGGAGUCCUGACAUUGAGCAGAGCUUUCAAGAAGCCCUCGCCAUCUACCCACCCUGUGGAAGAAGGAAGAUUAUACUGUCCGACGAAGGAAAGAUGUACGGUCGAAAUGAGUUGAUAGCCAGAUACAUCAAACUCCGCACAGGAAAAACACGGACAAGAAAACAGGUAUCCAGUCAUAUCCAGGUCUUAGCCAGAAGAAAAUCAAGGGAGUUUCAGUCCAAGAUAAAGGAUCAUAAUGCCAAGGAGAAAGCUCUGCAGAGCAUUUCGUCCAUGUCCUCUUCUCAGAUUGUCUCAGCCACUGCAAUACACAGCAAACUGCUGCCUGGAAUAGUGCGGGCCAACUUUCCUGGUAACACACAGCUGUGGCAGGGGAUGAUCCCUGGAGGACAGUCCAGCUCCGCCUCAGAAGACAUCAAGCCAUUCUCGCAGCAAGCCUACUCAGUGCAGACAGCAGGGACCACCACAAUCACAGGCUAUGAGCGUCCUCCAGCCGCCCAGUCACACAGAGAGCCAGCAUGGCAGGGCCGCUCUAUCGGCACCACUAAACUACGACUGGUGGAGUUCUCAUCCUUCCUGGAAACACAAAGGGACCAAGAAGCAUACAACAAGCACCUGUUUGUGCACAUCAGUCAGAGCAGUCCGAGCUACAGCGACCCACUGCUGGAGUGUGUGGACAUUAGGCAGAUCUACGACAAGUUCCCAGAGAAGAAGGGUGGCCUGAAAGAGCUCUUUGGAAAGGGCCCUCAAAACGCUUUCUAUCUCAUCAAGUUCUGGGCGGACCUAAAUUACAACAUACAAGAAGACCCGGCUGCUUUCUACGGUGUCACCAGUCAGUAUGAGAGCUCAGAGAACAUGACCAUCACCUGCUCCACCAAGGUGUGCUCCUUUGGCAAGCAGGUCGUUGAGAAGGUGGAGACGGAGUAUGCCCGGUUUGAAAAUGGACGUUUUGUGUACAGAAUCAGUCGCUCUCCGAUGUGUGAAUACAUGAUCAACUUCAUCCACAAGCUGAAGCACCUGCCAGAGAAAUACAUGAUGAACAGCGUCUUAGAGAACUUCACUAUUCUGCUGGUGGUGAGCAACAGAGACACUCAGGAGACCUUGCUGUGCAUGGCCUGUGUGUUUGAGGUGUCAAACAACGAGCACGGAGCCCAGCACCACAUCUAUCGUCUUAUCAAGGAAUAAUACACACACAAAAUGAUGGCCUUUUUGAAAUGUCUGAAAACGUAUUCCAUAAAAGUGUCUUUCAACCAAACAACGUUGGGAAGAAAACAGGCUGCACGGUCACAACACGGUCUAACUCUUACCAGAUAUAUCUAACAGAAGAGCUCCAAAACGCCACAAGAAAAAAAGAGCAGAUGCUGAUUAUCUACUCAAAAACCCAUCAGAUCACUUUGUGAGGGUUUACAAAUAUCCACCAGGUGAUGUCACAUCUCAUUCAGUGGUUUCUUAUUUGCAGCUCUGAUGUUGGAAAUAUGAGUGGUAAUUUGUGUUGCGUGGCUUUGUGAAAUCAAAAGUCAAAAUAAUAUUCACCCGGUGAGACUGUGCGUGCGUGUGUGUGUGUGUGUGUGUGUGUGUGUGUGUGUUAUUGUUCACAUAAAGAUGGACACUAAAGGUCAGACCCUGUGUAUCAUCAAUAACCAGAGAAACACUGGAUAAAAAACUACUAGUACAAUACAGCGGUGGUCUUGUACAGAUAGCAGUGGUUAAAUUGUGUGAGUGGUAAUCUUGCGCAUAAAAAAGGUUUGUCCCAAAGAAAAUAAUCUUUUUUAUUUAACCUUUUUGUACAAUUCUUGAAGAAAAAAAAAAGAAUAGUCUCUACAUUUUGGAAAAUUACUAUUAAUAGCAUAUAUUCUCUAUUUUAAUUCCAGGAACACAAUCUAAAAAUGUAUGUUAAUAAGAAGUUAUACGCAAAACUAAAAUCUUUCAGGUACAUUUAUGUGCACCAAUGUCCAUUCCAUGUGAAAUAUGAAACUAUGUUGUUAAAAAAUCUGUCGGAACGCACUGCAAAUUGUAUAAACGGAACCAUAACACAGUCGCUCGUAGUGCAAAAGAGGUGAGAACGUUGAGAAAUGAUGUUGGACUUCAGUUGACUUACACCUGCUAACUUGACAGUCUGUGUUUUGUCUUUCCUUCUUAUUGACCGGAGCACAUUGAAAUGGUUAAAGGCAGUACCUUCUUUCCUCUUAGGUUGCCCAUUAUCAAUGAAGAAAAACCAAAAAACGGUGUGCACUGUAGCAGGUGGUGUUGUGCUGGUUUGUCCAUGUCAUGUUUGGCAGCAUGAAGUGCCUUUGUCAGGAAACAAGUGUCUUCUCCCGACCUGUCCAGCUCAUGAUCUUAUUUUGUCACUGUUUGAACAUGACUUGAGAACCAGGAACUUCUAAUUGCACAUGCUCCAAUACUGGACUGAUGAUUAACGUUCAAUGUCUUGUUGUAAUUUGUUGUAUCUUUUUUUUUGUUGUUGUUGUUCCCACAGAAUGUAAAUGAAAUGUUGAGUCAUUUGGCAUGUGCUUGAGUCUGUGUACUACAUGUAUGUUGGAGUGAACAUGUUGAGACUAACCUCAUUCAAAACAAUGCAUUGUUUGGGCAUCAUAGUUGUGACUAGUGUGUUUAUCCAGCAAAUGAGUCCUAACAUUAACCAGUAACUUGGGAGUCUUUACGGAUAUAAUACUGUAACAUCUCUCCAUUCUUACAUGAUAAACAAAGGGAUCUCAUCCUUAUUGAAGGUGAAAAAACAUGUUUUAAUACAUUCAUCCUUGGCCCACCUCUACUCACAGUGUCAUGGAAAAUAGUAAGAGUUUUCGUAUAAUCCAGCUAACAGACAAACAGUGAUGGAGGUAAUGAGGCCUCCUGUUUUGUGCUGAGUGAAGGGGCAUUUAUUCCUGAUGAGAUAUGGAGCCCGGUACCCUAAAGACUUACAAAAGAGUCGGCUCACUGUUCAUUCAGGUCGGGCGCUAUGAUCUCAUCACUGUUCCUUUUGUGCUUGAUUUAAAGAAGGUAUCUUAGUGGGCACUCUCAGGUUAUCCUGUCAUUUCUGAAAAUCAAUCACUGAGACGAUGUCCUCACCACAAAGUAAAAGUCACAUUUGAUGUAUUUCAGAAGGUUUUGGUCCUCUGCUGGGUUUGUGAAUCACUGUUGUGUGUUGCCAGUGUUGUCUCGUAUGUGCUAAUUGGACAUGUAGAGCCACAUGGCACAGAAAUCCUGUUUGUAACAAGUUCCCUAAUGGCCUUGAUGAUUUUCCUCCCUGUGUAUGUGCACUGGGAGUUUGGUUUUUUUGAAGGUGCUUUGUAUAAAGUUGACAAUGACGUUUAUUACAGAUGUUGUGUAUAUGUUUGAUAUUCUUAUGCCCAUCCUAUUUUGUGACGAAGAGAGUACAUCUAGAAAAAUCCAAAUGCCAGUGGUGUGUCUAUUGGUACCGCACAGGGUCUGAUCUUUGCUUGGUAAUCUUUUGCCCUCCCUCAUGGCUCAAAGUAUGUUAGAUAUUUUCUAGCUUUGUAGCGACUUUGUAUGCAUAUGCUAUUCACUUUCAAAUAAAUGGC
Molecule: messenger RNA, 4057 nt
Organism: Dunckerocampus dactyliophorus (ringed pipefish)
Lineage: Eukaryota; Metazoa; Chordata; Actinopteri; Syngnathiformes; Syngnathidae
Product: transcriptional enhancer factor TEF-1-like
Exons: 12
Coding region: 417-1703 (428 amino acids)
Biological process (GO): embryonic organ development; regulation of transcription by RNA polymerase II; hippo signaling
Cellular component (GO): transcription regulator complex
Molecular function (GO): DNA-binding transcription factor activity, RNA polymerase II-specific; RNA polymerase II cis-regulatory region sequence-specific DNA binding
Source: RefSeq, a predicted model, not a curated record